This is a messenger RNA of Procambarus clarkii (red swamp crayfish), 1044 nucleotides long. RefSeq names its product serine/arginine repetitive matrix protein 1-like. Lineage: Eukaryota; Metazoa; Arthropoda; Malacostraca; Decapoda; Cambaridae. The record is from RefSeq and is a predicted model, not a curated record.
AUGGUUCGGUCAUUAUCUCCAGAACAGUUGUUGGGUGUUUAUUGGGCCGGUUCUCUAGAUGCUCACUUGUUUGUCAGUAAUGUCGUCACGCACCGAACACAAGCGUAUUGGACCACUACACCAGCCGUGACCGCCUCAGACGGACCGCCUCAGACGGACCGCCUCAGACGGACCGCCUCAGACGGACCGCCUCAGACGGACCGCCCCAGACGGACCGCCUCAGACGGACCGCCUCAGACGGACCGCCUCAGACGGACCGCCUCAGACGGAGCGCCUCAGACGGAGCGCCCCAGACGGACCGCCUCAGACGGAUCGCCUCAGACGGACCGCCCCAGACGGACCGCCCCAGACGGAUCGCCUCAGAUGGAGCGCCUCAGACGGACCGCCUCAGACGGACCGCCUCAGACGGACCGCCUCAGACGGAGCGCCUCAGACGGACCGCCCCAGACGGACCGCCUCAGACGGAUCGCCUCAGAUGGAGCGCCUCAGACGGACCGCCCCAGACGGACCGCCUCAGACGGAUCGCCUCAGACGGAGCGCCCCAGACGGAUCCCCUCAGACGGACCGCCCCAGACGGACCGCCCCAGACGGACCGCCUCAGACGGAGCGCCCCAGACGGAUCGCCUCAGACGGACCGCCUCAGACGGACCGUCUCAGACGGAUCGCCUCAGACGGACCGCCUCAGACGGAGCGCCUCAGACGGAGCGCCUCAGACGGAGCGCCUCAGACGGAGCGCCCCAGACGGAGCGCCUCAGACGGACCGCCUCAGACGGACCGCCCCAGACGGACCGCCUCAGACGGAGCGCCUCAGACGGACCGCCCCAGACGGAGCGCCUCAGACGGACCGCCUCAGACGGAGCGCCUCAGACGGACCGCCUCAGACGGAGCGCCUCAGACGGACCGCCCCAGACGGAGCGCCUCAGACGGACCGCCCCAGACGGACCGCCUCAGACGGACGGCCUCAGACGGACCGCCUCAGACGGACCGCCUCAGACGGACCGCCUCAGACGGAGCGCCUCAGACGGAGCGCCUCUUAACUUAUAA